AUGUCGCCCCCUGCUUCUUGUCUUAAGACCACUGGCUGUCGACACCAGCCAGGGCUGUGGAACACAGCACCACAGACUGGCAGCUUCCACAACAGAAACUUGUUGUCUGGGUUCUGGGGCUGGAAGUUCAAGGUCAAGAGAAGGAACAUCAGUGAAAUUCAACCACAUGAAUCAGGCAGAGAUUUGAAGACAGGGAUCUACAAAGGGCACUGCUUCCGGAUCAAUCACUUCCCCGAGGACAAUGAUUACGACCAUGACAGCUCCGAGUACCUCCUUCGCAUCGUGCGAGCCUCCAGCGUGUUCCCCAUCCUCAGCACCAUCCUGCUCCUGCUGGGAGGGCUCUGCAUCGGCGCUGGCAGGAUCUACAGCCGCAGGAACAACAUCGUGCUCAGUGCUGGCAUCCUCUUUGUGGCUGCAGGCCUCAGCAACAUCAUAGGCAUCAUUGUCUACAUUUCCAGCAACACGGGCGACCCCAGUGACAAGCGGGACGAGGACAGGAAGAACCACUACAACUACGGCUGGUCCUUCUACUUUGGGGCCCUGUCCUUCAUCGUGGCCGAAACCGUGGGCGUCCUGGCUGUAAACAUUUACAUUGAGAAAAACAAAGAGCUGAGGUUCAAGACCAAACGGGAAUUCCUCAAGGCCUCUUCCUCGUCCCCUUAUGCCAGGAUGCCGAGCUACCGGUACCGGCGACGGCGCUCCCGGUCCAGCUCCAGGUCCACCGAGGCCUCGCCCUCCAGGGACGCAUCUCCCGUGGGCCUCAAGAUCGCCGGGGCCAUCCCCAUGGGCGAGCUGUCCAUGUACACGCUGUCCAGGGAGCCGCUCAAGGUGACCACGGCGGCCAGCUACAGCCCGGACCAGGACGCCGGCUUCCUCCAGGUGCAUGACUUCUUCGAGCAGGACCUGAAGGAGGGCUUCCACGUCAGCAUGCUGAGCCGGCGGACCACCCCCGUGUGAGCGGCCCACCCCUCCUCUCCUCUCAGCACCGGCCUCUCCCCGGAUCGGCUGCCUGGGGUCACACAGGAGGGCACGGGAUGCUCCGGGUGGACGGACGGACAAUGAACUGAAGCCACCCGCCACCCUCCCUGGUCUCGGAAGGUGUCGUGGGCUGGUGUCCAGUGGAAGAAGCCGGAGCCUAGAGCCGGGGCUGGGGAAGGUGGAAGGUGGACUGUAUCCCAGAACGGGUGUUCGGCUGCCCCCCGGGGUUCCUGAUCUCCCAGGAGGCCCAAGAGCUCUCCUGAGCUGCACGGGAAAAUAAAAUUGAGCCAUUAUCUCCUCUUGGAAACAAAUCUUGCCAGAAGAAUGGAAUUUUAGAGCCUUCCUGCCUGCCUGGGCCCCGGGCCCUGGGCCGCCAGAGGCUUCUCAGGCACAAGGGGCCUCUGCACUCUCAUCAGCUGCUUUUGAACCAGAAGUCCCUGUGUCUUUGAGCCAGAAACCAGGAUGCUGAAGCUCCCUCCCUCCCUCUCUGUCUCUCUCUCUCCCUCUUUCUCUCUCCGGCACUCUGUUGUUGGAAACAGUCAUUCUGAAGAGCAAGCUCUAUAGCCAACUGGUGCUUCAGCCUCGUGCUGUCCUGGGGCCGAUUUCCCUCCUCCAGAGGAGACCAAGGCUUGGGGAGGAGUGUGAGGCAACGGUCAGGUCUGUUGAUGACCUCCUGCCUGCUUCUGGAAGUUUCUGCCUUGCUCAGAAUGGGCAGGACACACUGACUGUACUUGAGGGUCUGGAGGGAUCCACAGGUCAGAGUGGCCUCCUGCUGGACACUCCCCACUGGUCUGAGGAGCAAUUCUGUCCCCUGAGCUGUAGGGGGUUGCUGAGGGAUGGCACAGACCCCCUAGCCCACUGCCCCCAAAUGGCAUUUGGCAACAGAAGCCUGAACAUCUGUGUAAGAAAGAGAGACCAGAGGGCGAAUAGCAACCAAAACAAAUGAAAAUAAAUACAUAAACCAGAAGACGUGUAUCCAUUUCCUAGCUGGUCACCAAUCAUGGUCUGUUCAGUCGGUACCAGGAGAGCAAGUUCUGUUCAUUUCCUCAUCUUCAACAGUAGCAGCAACAUGUCCCCCAACUCUUCCUAUUGUAAUUUAUUCUGCCACCAGUAGAAAGGACACAGUGCAGGAGUUUGACGGAAGGGGCUGAUCUGGGCCUUUCUUCCACCCUCAGAGAGAGAAAUCUCAGCACUGUGUGUCUGAGGAAGGGGGUUCUGUGGUUCGCAGUGUUUCCUGCCAUUUCUGCCCCCCUCCUGCAGCAAGCCGAGGAAGCGGGGGUGUGUCCAGGUUCGGAAGAGCCCCCUGGAAGGCGGAACUCACCCCCUUUUCUAUAAACCGUGUGCUUUCUAAAGAGAAAUCGUUUCUUACUUUUUGAAACUUCUUAAUCCAAUCUUGAACAGUCACCUGUGAUCCCGGUAGCUGUUGCUCUCGGAAGUGACCGAACCAAUUCUUACCUCAGCCACCUGCUCACGGAACCCCCUGGGCAACUCCGCCCUCCACCUGGGUCAACCAGGACUCGUGACAACCUGUGUCUUUCCCUGCCCGCCCCUGGCCCCCAGGAAAGGACAUCACACCCCCACACACACCACCGGCUCCUGCGUGCGGGUGAGCUGAGACGUGAGGCCUGCCAGGUCCCCUUUGUGCUUGCUCAAAACCCUUUCCUCCCGGCCAGGAUGGCUCUGUACGGUGACGUGUCCAAGCAUGCACAGCAGUGAGCACCAGGGUCAGGGGCCGCCCGGGCCCUGCCUCCCUCCCCACCCAGCCCGCACCUUCCUCCACCACUUCACCACCAUGCCACCGCCUCACCAGGCUGAAGGAGGCCUGUCCCCCAGCAGGACCCCAGGACUUGUCUUCUGUCUCCUCCAAAAGCAAGGUCGCCUUGCUGUUGCUGCCACACAAGCCACCCCCGACCGCUGCCCCAGAGCGUCCCAAGAGCGCUGCGCCCACUGAAUCCUACCUCUUGCCCAGCCCCAGGCAGAGAACACAGGGCCCACGCUGGGGACCACGAGAGAGCAGACCGGAGGGGAAGAUGCCACCAGGAGGGACGCAGAGCAGGGGCACAGCGCCCCUAGAGGCUCCUGCCGUCACAGCCUCUCCACCCACUGCCUCCGCUCCACCCAGGACCCUGGUCUCUGGCCGCCCUCCUGCUGCUGCAGCUCGGCCCAGGCAGUCUCGGACCUGGCCGUCCCUGGGGGAUGUGUGGCCUGAGCCCGCCUCCCCGCCUCCUCCCGCCCCAGCCCGCCCUCCUACCCAGUGUUUCGCCAGUUAAGCACCUGCCAUCCCGUACCCACCACUGGUUUGGGGUUGUUAGUUCUGUCUUUUUUUUUUAAUUAAAUAAAAACAUUUUUAAAAUGUU
Molecule: messenger RNA, 3335 nt
Organism: Ictidomys tridecemlineatus (thirteen-lined ground squirrel)
Lineage: Eukaryota; Metazoa; Chordata; Mammalia; Rodentia; Sciuridae
Source: RefSeq, a predicted model, not a curated record